Rhodofomes roseus is the source of this 1575-nucleotide messenger RNA. RefSeq lists its product as uncharacterized. Gene Ontology annotation, molecular function: ubiquitin-protein transferase inhibitor activity. NCBI's taxonomy places the organism in Eukaryota, Fungi, Basidiomycota, Agaricomycetes, Polyporales, Fomitopsidaceae. The transcript is spliced from 7 exons. The annotation marks the transcript as partial. The record is from RefSeq and is a predicted model, not a curated record. Gene Ontology annotation, cellular component: cytoplasm.
GAUCCUAGUCUGGCCCUCACGAUCUUUAUAACCUCAGCUGCUCGUGAAGGAAAUGCUCGCCAUACGCUGGAACAGCUCGCUCAAGCGAUCCAGAGUUCUGAUCUUGUAUCCUCGCUGGAACCUCUGACCAUCCUUCCACUUCUGAUACCCCAUCCCAGCGACGGUGCCGAUCACCUCAUACGACUGAUAUGCACAGAGUGCAGUGCCAAAGAAGCCACUAUGGCUUCGCAAGAGAUCGUGGAACGUUUAGAAUUGGACCAGGAGCCCGAAGAAGCUGCCGACGACGAGCUUUGGCUAGUCCGUCAGAUCGCUCGAAUCUUGACCAUAUACUCGCUAGCUGUACCGCGUUUGCCUAGGCGCAAGAAAUCCCCUGUUGAACAACUUCGAUCACUGCUCUCCGAACUUCAGUCGGUCAUGUCGCAAACCAUCAGGAGCGCUAGUGGCGCCUCAGGACGCAUGAUUUUGGACUCAACGCACCAACUGGUGGACGAGAUCACACGAUGGGCCAAGUCGGAUGACAAGGAUGUCUUGAUCCCGUUUAUACUCUCGACGAUGGAGUUGUGCUCGAACCGCACAAAUGGUUCUCUAGCACGACAUGCAUUUGAGUCACAGUACCCGCGACUAGUUAUUCCUACCCAAGACGAAGAUACGCCGGAAGAGGAAGACUUUGUAAAGGCCAUCUGGGCGUCCAUGGCAGCUCUCGGACUGACAGUCCAGAACUGCGCCUCGCAACCCUCGUUGGGAUCCAUGAUACUUCUAGCACACUUCCAGAACUACAAAUUCGACACACCAGCCCUGAUCUCGUUCUUCCCUGUAAUCCUGAUGUCACUUCAAGCUAACACGGCCCUGGACGAGGUGCUAUCAGUGCUCAUCAAUGCUAUUGUUCCCCUAGUCUCGCAGGUGCCGCGCCCCGAGUUCCCUCCAGACCUCAUUGUCCCCCUCGCGCAUGUCCUUCCCCCUCUAGCCAGCGUACACCCGGAUCCCGGUAUACGCCACUACACCUUCCGCGUGCUAUCCGCUGCCCUCGCACUCGCACCUUCACCUGUCCGGGUACAACUCCUGCAGGGCCUCCUAACAGACGAUGACUCCUCUCCGCAAAUGCGCGUAGCCUCCGUAGGUCUAGUCAAAGAAGCUUUACUCGAGGCGCUGGCUGCACCACCAGGAUCCGCCGAAGCUCAGAGGAACGUGUUUGCCUCGCCCGCGUUCCUGAAGGCCUUUGGACCUAUCAUCUUGCGCCCAGAUCCGCCUGACUUGUUUGCCCCUGGAAAUACACUGGAGCUAGACGAGUUUCUGAACACCAAGGAGCCCCUGAGAUUGGUGGAAUGCUUGUCCUUAUACUACGUUCUCCUGAUGAGAGAUGUCCGUAACCGGACUGGGAUCAGAGACAAGGAUAACUUGAGAAACGCGACGCGCACGCUAGUGGAUCCUCUGAAGGCGCAGUUGAGUCGAUGGGGCUACGUAUCAGGUUCUACUGCAUCUAGCGGAGAUGGCCAUGAUGCUGGCAUGCAGUUGGCGAUAUUGGACAUGUGGCUGGAUCGUGUAAGUAGCUCCGUUGAGGAGAUACGACAGCAAUAG